Molecule: messenger RNA, 2827 nt
Organism: Dentiscutata erythropus
Lineage: Eukaryota; Fungi; Glomeromycota; Glomeromycetes; Diversisporales; Gigasporaceae
Source: the annotation of a GenBank genome assembly
AUUCAAAUUCCAUGAAACUAAUUCAUCUGUACAAAUUCAGAAACGUUAUCACCGUGGUAGCAAUAUAAAUAGGUUGGCAAAAUUCUUACAUCAAUACAAUAAUAUGGCGAAAAUUCUAGAUGGAAAGGCUAUCGCAAAAUCCAUUCGAGAAAAAAUUUCCGAUGAAAUUAAUCAAUUGAAAAGAAAAUACCCUAGUUUUAAGCCUCGACUUGCAAUUGUUCAGGUUGGAAAUAGGGAAGAUUCUGUAGCAUAUGUAAAACAGAAAGAACAAGCUGGCAAAGAAGCUGGAAUUGAUUUUAUUUUGCAAAAAAGGGACGAAUCAAUUACCCAGAAUGAGCUUUUGAGAUUAGUCCGUGAAUUAAACCAAGAUCCGUCGAUUCAUGGAGUGUUGGUUCAACUUCCUUUACCGGAACAUAUUGAUGAAAAGUGUGUUGUUGAAUCUAUCGAUCCAAAAAAAGAUGUUGAUGGAUUUCAUGCAUAUAAUAUCGGAAGGCUGGUUAAAAGACGUGAUGAUCCUGCAUUUUUACCAUGUACUCCCAAAGGAAUUAUCGAAUUAUUGGAUCAAACUGGAAUUAAUCUUUCAAGUAAGCGCGCCGUCGUGGUUGGUCGAAGUGAUAUUGUGGGAUUUCCCAUAUUUACACUAUUAAUGAAAAGAAAUUCUACGGUUACAUUGUGUCAUUCCAUGACCGCCAACCUUCCUGAGAUUGUUAAAACAGCUGAAAUCCUAGUGGUGGCUAUUGGAAAAGCUGAAUUCAUAAAAGGCGAUUGGAUAAGUCCUGGCGCUGUAGUCAUCGAUGUUGGAACUAACGCGAUAAAAGAUCCAAAAAAAAAAUCAGGCUUUCGAUGGGUAGGCGAUGUAGAAUUUUCAUCCGCCUCUGCAGUAGCAUCAUAUAUAACGCCAGUUCCUGGUGGUGUAGGUCCGAUGACAGUUGCAAUGUUAUUACAAAACACUGUGGAAAGUGCCAAAAGGUUUCUAAAAGAAAGUAACGAACGCAAGAUAUCUACAUUGGCUUUGGAACGACUUGUACCUGUCCCAAGCGAUAUUGAUAUUGCAACUUCACAAACACCUAAACUUAUUAAAGAACUGGCUGAGGAAUUAGGGCUGGCCCCAAAUGAAUUUGAAUUAUAUGGACAAUACAAAGCCAAAGUAAAUCUUUCAGUCAUUGAAAGAUUGAAAUCGCGAAAAAAUGGAAAAUAUGUAGUUGUGACAGGCAUAACGCCAACACCAUUAGGUGAAGGAAAAUCUACAACCACCGUUGGUAUAGCACAAGCAUUGGGUGCUCAUUUAGGAAAGCUUUCAUUUGCAUGUGUUAGGCAACCUUCACAAGGACCGACAUUCGGCAUCAAAGGAGGAGCCGCGGGUGGUGGAUAUUCUCAAGUCAUACCAAUGGACGAAUUCAAUUUACAUUUAACAGGAGAUAUACAUGCUGUUACCGCGGCAAACAAUCUAUUGGCUGCUGCGAUUGAUGCACGAAUGUUUCAUGAAAAUACUCAGAAAGAUAAGGCUCUUUUCAAUCGCUUAUGCCCUGCUAAAAACGGUGUUCGUGUCUUUGCCCCUGUGAUAGUAAUUGACACAAAUGAUCGAUUCUUACGACGCAUUACUAUAGGACAAAAUCCAACAGAGAAAGGUCAAACACGAUCAACAGGUUUUGACAUUUCGGUGGCCUCUGAAUGUAUGGCGGUACUUGCAUUAAGUACGUCACUUGAUGACUUGCGGGAAAGAUUAGGUAGAAUGGUAGUUGCUACAAAUAAAGCUGGUGAUUCUUCUAUAACAGCAGAUGAUCUUGGUAUAGGAGGUGCAUUAACAGUAUUAAUGAAGGAUGCAAUCAAACCAAACCUUAUGCAGACAUUAGAAGGAACACCUGUGUUUGUUCAUGCUGGACCAUUUGCAAAUAUUGCUCAUGGAAAUAGUUCUAUAUUAGCAGAUAAGAUUGGAUUGAAAUUGGUGGGAGUUGAGUGUGAUGCAGAAGGAAAUCCAGUUGAAGGAAGUGAAGAAGGUUAUGUGAUAACAGAAGCAGGAUUUGGUGCCGAUAUUGGAAUGGAAAAGUUCUUUAAUAUCAAAUGCAGGCUAUCAGGGUUGGUACCUGAUUGUGUUGUUAUAGUUUCUACAGUUAGAGCUUUGAAAAUGCAUGGUGGUGGACCUGAAGUUACGCCCGGAAAUCCAUUACACGAAGCUUAUUUAAGUGAAAAUCUUGAAUUAUUGGAAAAAGGAUGUAUUAACCUUGUUAAGCACAUUCAAAAUGCAAGAAAAUAUGGCUUACCAGUUGUAGUUGCUAUUAAUACAUUCACAUCUGAUACACAGGCUGAACAUGAAUUAAUUCGUAAGGUUGCAAUAGAGGCAGGUGCAAGUGACGCGGUACCAUCGGCACAUUGGGAAUUAGGAGGAGAGGGCGCAAUAGAAUUGGGGAAAGCGAUCAUUAAAGCGACAACUAAUAAAGAGGAGAAACGAGAAUUCAGGUUUUUAUAUGACGUAAACAAACCAAUUGUCGAAAAAAUUGAGAUUAUUACAAAAGAAAUGUAUGGAGCUGAUGGAAUAGAGUUGAGUGAGAAAGCUAUUGAGAAAGUUGAAAGAUAUACUAAACAGGGAUUUGCAAAUUUACCAAUAUGCAUGGCCAAAACGCAUUUAUCCCUUUCACAUGAUCCAACACUUAAAGGCGUGCCUACAGGAUUUACAGUACCAGUACGAGACAUUCGAGCAUCAGUUGGAGCAGGAUUUUUAUAUCCAUUGUUAGGGGAAAUGCAAACUAUGCCCGGAUUAUCUACUCGUCCGUGUUUCUUUGAUGUUGAUUUGGAUACAAAAACUGGAAAAAUACAUGGACUAUUUUAA